This is a messenger RNA of Lagenorhynchus albirostris (white-beaked dolphin), 2819 nucleotides long. RefSeq names its product cytokine receptor like factor 3 (gene CRLF3). The transcript is spliced from 8 exons. Gene Ontology annotation, molecular function: protein binding. The record is from RefSeq and is a predicted model, not a curated record. Lineage: Eukaryota; Metazoa; Chordata; Mammalia; Artiodactyla; Delphinidae. Bases 64 to 1380 code for a protein of 438 amino acids.
GGCGCCCGGGACAGUUGGGAGCCGCGCCCGCAGCCGCCGGCCGCGCGGCCGGACGAGGGGACGAUGGAGCUGGAGCCCGAGCUGCUGCUGCAGGAGGCCCGCGAGAGCGUGGAGGCGGCGCAGAGCUACCGGCGGGAGCUAGGCCAGAGGCUGCAGGGGCUGCGGGAGGCGCGGAGGCAGAUCAAAGAGAGUGCAUCCCAGACGAGAGAUGUCCUCAAACAGCAUUUUAACGAUUUGAAAGGAACCCUUGGGAAGCUCCUGGAUGAGCGAUUGGUGACCCUUUUGCAAGAGGUGGACACCAUUGAACAGGAGACCAUUAAACCACUAGAUGACUGCCAGAAGCUGAUAGAGCAUGGAGUUAACACUGCAGCGGACUUAGUCCAAGAAGGUGAGAUCGCCAUUCUGGGUGGUGUAGGAGAACAGAAUGAAAAACUGUGGAGCUUUACCAAAAAGGCCUCACACAUCCAGUUGGACAGCUUACCAGAGGUGCCUUUACUGGUUGAUGUGCCUUGCUUAUCUGCUCAGUUGGAUGACUCAAUUCUUAACAUAGUGAAAGACCAUAUUUUCAAGCAUGGAACGGUAGCGUCUCGCCCACCAGUACAGAUAGAAGAAUUGAUAGAGAAACCCGGAGGCAUCAUCGUACGAUGGUGUAAGGUGGAUGACGACUUUACCGCCCAAGAUUACAGGCUCCAGUUCCGUAAAUGUACUUCCAGUCACUUUGAGGACGUGUAUGUAGGCUCUGAAACUGAAUUCAUAGUAUUGCACAUAGACCCCAAUGUUGAUUAUCAGUUCAGAGUCUGCGCCCGAGGAGAUGGCCGACAGGAGUGGAGUCCUUGGAGUGUCCCCCAGAUAGGUCAUUCCACGCUGGUGCCUCAUGAGUGGACAGCUGGCUUUGAGGGGUACAGUCUGAGCAGUCGAAGAAACAUAGCGCUUCGGAAUGAUGCUGAAUCGUCCGGUGUUCUCUACUCCAGCGCUCCCACUUACUUCUGUGGGCAGACAUUAACAUUCAGAGUUGAAACUGUGGGACAGCCAGACAGAAGAGACAGUAUAGGAGUGUGUGCAGAAAAACAGAACGGAUAUGACUCCCUGCAGCGGGAUCAAGCAGUUUGCAUUAGUACAAAUGGUGCAGUUUUUGUAAAUGGAAAAGAAAUGACUAAUCAGUUGCCCGCAGUUACUUCUGGGUCCACUGUCACAUUUGACAUUGAAGCUGUGACUCUAGGAUCCAGCAAUAAUAACGAAGGCGGAAACAUCAAGCUUCGAGUAACUAUUAGCUCAAAUAACAGAGAAGUGGUGUUUGAUUGGUUGCUCGAUCAGUCUUGUGGUUCUCUUUACUUUGGAUGCUCGUUUUUCUAUCCUGGGUGGAAAGUGCUGGUAUUCUAGAUUUUCAGAUGAUUGGCUUUGGGUUUGCAGGGGUUUCACAUAGCUUUCCUCAGCCCAGUUCAGUUGUCAUUGGUUUAAAAAAUGGUUAGAUUCAUCUCUCAGUUAAGUCAUUGGAAACAGAAAUUAUUUACUGGAUUUAUUUUCCAAUAUCUUAGCAAUAAGAGGCGUGAAUAUUGUGGACAAAACAGUAAUGCAGUCCAUUUUAUUUUUAGCAUAGUGUUAAUUGGAAUAUCACAUCACAAUAAAAAUCAAAUUGGCUUUUAAAGUGUGAGGCGAUAUAGACAGCCCUAUGUACCUUUCCACUGUACUUCUUUUUAAAGUUGGCUGUAAGAACACAAAAAUGUAACGUAACUUUUUUUUUUAAUUAAAUCUUUAUCUUUUAAAGAUCCAAGGCCAUCCAAGACUGUAGAAUGAAUAGGCAAGAAGAGACCAGGUAGAACGUGCCACCAUGUACGCUGUAAUGUACACUCUCUUGUGUGUUCUCCACAGGAGUGUUGAAUAUGCUCUUCAUAUUCAGGGAUUUGUAAGCAGUAUUGAAUUUUAUCUCAUGUUCAGUAAUCUUUAAGUCCCAAAAGCAUGAUAAUUUUUGUAUUUUAAAAAAUCACUGGGCUUCCCUGGUGGCGCAGUGGUUGAGAGUCCGCCUGCCGAUGCAGGGGACACGGGUUCGUGCCCCGGUCCGGGAAGAUCCCACAUGCCGCGGAACGGCUGGGCCCGUGAGCCAUGGCCGCUGAGCCUGCACGUCCGGAGCCUGUGCUCCGCGACGGGAGAGGCCACAGCAGUGAGAGGCCCGCGUACCGCAAAAAAAAAAAAAAAAAAAAUUACUGAGCAAAUGUCUACAACAGGCAACGUGUUUUCUUUUGUUCUUUCCUUGCAGUUCAAUUCACGAUAGGCUAGAGGGUUUUUACAGGGUAAAACUACUUAAUGGAAGUAGUAUGCACAGCAGUGUUAGCCAUGUCCCAUGUUUGAAAUAUGCACAGGUGCAUAUCUAGCCUCAGUGACGUGCAUGUUGUUCUUCCUAGGGUCUGAGCUGCAGUCCAGUUUCAUGUCAGUUUCAUAAAUGGUCUUUUAGUGGACCAAACAAAUGUAGGGUAAAUACUUGACCUAUUUUUUGGAAAACUUAAAUUUGUUUAAAAUAUUUAUUUGAAGGACUUAGGAUGUAAAAAUGAUUAUCUUGCUAUAUAACAGCUUAAGAUCUUUUUUCUUUAAUGUGAAUUUUUUUUUUCAUUUUUAACAGAAAAGUGGAAAAGCAAGUUUGAUAUUUUUGUGAGAUAAUUUAUUUGGGGAUUCCAGUUCCCUAUUAGACAAUCAUGACCUUUUCCCCUUGCCUUUUUAUAUUAUAAGUAAGCUGUUUUUCACUUGCUUAGUGACUGUUAAGAAGAUGUGCUAGAAUGUAGAUGCCUCGUCCAACUGUCUGAAACAAAAUAAAAAACUAAAAGGUA